CACGACCUGCCACUUCAUCGCCAUCACACCCACUUGCUGCAAGUGAUCUGACAUCCAGACGCACCUACAGGACCCCCGAGAAGCCCUUCUACUCACUGGCCCAGGCAUGACCCUCUCCCUGCGAAGAUGACCAGGCUCCGCGGAGCUUCCGUGAGCUCCUACGAAGCUACUCGUGGUAGCGGCGGCGUCGACAGACCGCAGUUCCACCGCUCCAAGUUGCCCCCAAACGCGCCGGAGAUCAUCGCCCAGAACACAGUCGACGUGUCCGAUCCGACGCAGGUUCUCCUCUGGUGUCGGGACGAGCGUCGUCGCCAGUUUAACCUGCUGGUCCGCAGAUACAAAAUUCAAAUCCUCUACGGCUGUCAGAACCCCGGGUGUUCGACUCCCACCUGCGCCAGCUACCGGAAGAGGGUCACCGAGGGCCCCUAUCGCCGUUACACCGAGCUGAGCGCCCGCACCUUGGCCUGCUACCUCGCGAGCGUGGAUAAUGCAGAAAGCGGCCUCUGUCGAAAUGCUCCCCGCGUGACAUCCGAACUUGCUCCGCACGAGAACCAGCGACGACCGAAGCGACGGCCCCGCUCUCAUCCUGCGUACGAGUCGAAAGAACCCGGCCGCAUCGCCGGGGAAGGUGGAACGGAGACGCAGGCGGUCCCGGACCCGAAUUCCGGAUUGGUGCGGUUUGAGGGCCGUACUGGAGAAUGCCAGUCUGCGGAGUCUGCACUGGAUAAAAGUGGCCAAGGCGUGCCGGAGGAUGAUGGCCGCCCGGCGCAGCGGCUGAAGGAUCCCAAGUCAUUUACGCAGAAUCUGUUCGAUACGUUGUCGUUGAGGAUGAUCGAGUGGUUGCCGCUGCGGCGGUCGCCGAGUGCACUCGACGAAGAUCCCAUGUUGGCGAAGAUUGCGUAUAGCACUCGACCACAGGUGCAGGGAGAGAAAGCCCGCAGCCACUACCCCGACCAUCGGACCGACACACGGCCCAAGCCAGACCGGGCAGUUCCAAGUCGUCCCGCUGGGAGCAACCCCCAUACGCCGUCUUCGCGUCACGGAGCCCAGACGGCCGCUGUGGAGCUCAAGUUGCCGAACCAGCAGAUCAAGCGACUGUCGGUCACGGAGGUGGACCAGUGGCGUCUGGCGCCACGGUCCAAUAUGGAGGAGAAAUCCAGCGCGGAGCUCAAGCCAGCCCGGAAGCUGUCCGUCAACACGCGCACCAACGACGACUUGGUCAAUAUAUCAUCGCCGCCAGCUCUGAAGCAUCGCCCACAGAAGCACCGCGGGCGGGCGGGCGACCUGAACGCCACCCCCGUGCCAGACCAGCGGAAGAAAGAGAGACGCGUGUCAUGGGACGGGGCUAAGACCUUGAACGAGGUCCCAGUACCCGAUACCGAGACAACCCCUUCAGGGAGGAGUGAGCAGAUGACGGAUCUCAAAUCGCCCAAGGAACGAAAACCUAGACGAAAGGGCUCACGCCGGCGGCGCAAUGACCCUGGUAUCCAGUCGGUCACACACCUUACCGCGGACAUUGUUGACGGACUCGCGGCGAUGAUGAUUCUAUCCGAGGAGGAGGCGCAGAGCUGGCGAGAAGAGUUGGCGUACCUUGAGUCGACGGGCGGGUUUGAAGACUCGGAAUGGCGAUUUGCCACCCCUCGCCAACGCCAGGUAUUCACCUUUGUCGGCCAAAGCGUGUUUUAUGCGCUGGGUAGCACUAAGCAAAUCCUUCGUUCGUUUCGCGACAACGCGUCGGCUACGUCGACAUUGAACCUCCAUCACAUUCAGCCGUCACUGCGGAAGCUCUUCACCCUGUGCCCGAAGGACCUCAUCUUCCAUAGCCUGUGGAGCGCAGUGGAAGCCCUAUUCAUUCCGCCCAAAGAGCUUUCGACGCCAAGCAAAGCUUCGCGCCGAUCGUCGUGCAACUCGUCUUCCGGAGCUCCUCCGGCCCCUAUUAUCCGUCGCGCGUCCGACUCGGGUGGAAACGCGUAUGUCUCCGACGACCGAGCCGCGGACGUCGCGACGGUGGCUCUGUUGGCGCUGGCCGGCUCGUUGCCAGAGGUCGACGCACCGACGUGGCGUGGCAUUUUGCACAUGCGGGCGACAGGGACUGUGGCGUCCCAGGCGAAGAUUCAGAAACUCCCGCUUGACAACAAGCGAGUAAUUAUGGACACCACGGACAUGCUCGAGCAUGAACUUGCUCUGCGGCUGGUGAACCGGCUGGUUCGUGCACUGACCGCGCGGUCCGCGUUCCACGAGAUCUUCAAGGCCCGCCAGGCAUACUCUCACCACGUACCCCACCCGCGCAAGAACGGCGUGCUGGACCGCCUGAUUGAUAACCUCAGUGUGCAUCGCGAUCUUCAACACGCCGGGAUACCUGCCCACGACUCCGAACCCAAGCCCCCCGGUGCGCCCGCCGUCAUCGCCGAGUGGCUACGGACUCUUCUGCUCCGCGAAUGGGACGGGAACCCAGAGAUGUCGAAAGGGAGUGCCGCGGGAGGUGCCGUGCAGAUCCUGUCUGUGCUGUACAAAGAACGAAGCCGCCUCGGUCUCAUCCCCGAGGAUUUCCACACGCCGUUCCUCUCUGAGAGGCUGGAACCGCUCGAGAUGCCGGUAGACUGGAUGGGUAGUCUGUCCGACAACCGGAAGAUGCACCUACUAUCAUACUCCUUUCUCUUCCCACCGUCCGCGCUGGUCAUUUACUUCCGCGCGCUGAACUACGCCGCCAUGUCGCGGUACUACGAAGCGGCGAUGACCACGACGCGACACGUCACGCAAACCGCCUUCGGGGCGAUCCGGAUCCAAGACGACGUGAACCUCCUGGCGCACAUGCGGACGUCCAUGACGACGUACCUGGUUCUCGUCGUGCGGCGCGACAACGUGCUCACCGACGCCCUGAACCAAGUCUGGCGGCGCGAGCGACGCGAGCUAAUGCGGCCGCUGAAAGUGCAGAUGGGAAUGGAAGAGGGCGAAGAAGGGCUGGACCACGGCGGCGUGCAGCAGGAGUUCUUCCGGGUUCUGAUGGCCGAAGCACUGGACCCAGCCUACGGGAUGUUCACGCUAGACAGCCGCACGCGCGUGUCGUGGAUUCAGCCGGGGUCGCUGGAGCCGCUGUAUAAAUUCGAGCUGCUGGGACUGUUGAUGUCGCUGGCGGUGUACAACGGGUUGACGCUGCCGGUGAACUUUCCGACGGCGUUCUACCGCAAGCUGCUCGGCCAUAAGGUGAAGCAGCUUGACCAGAUCCGCGACGGGUGGCCCGAGCUCACCAAGGGCUUGGAGGGACUGCUUAGCUGGGAAGACGGCGACGUAGGGGACGUGUUCAUGCGAACCUACGAGUUUAGUUUCGAGGCGUUUGGCAGUAUCCAGACGAUCGACAUGCAUCGAGUCGACCGUGACGCGCCAUGGCCGGUCGACCCAUCGCCGUUGGACGUCCGGCGAUCAUCCACCUCCACCUCCGCCGACGCAACAGACUCACAAGUCGACAUCGCCAAGUCCCUCGACGGAUCCGUCCCAGUCCAGUCCUCGACCCCACCCUCCGAAGAAGCCCCCCUAGUAACAAACGCCAACCGCACGCAGUUCGUCCAAGACUACAUCUUCUGGCUAACGGACAAGUCCAUCCGGGGCCAAUUCGAAGCCUUCGCACAAGGGUUCUACACGUGUCUCGACCGAACAGCCCUGUCGAUAUUCACACCCGAGGCACUCAAAACCGUCGUCGAGGGCAUCCAAGAGAUCGACAUCGGCGAGCUAGAGCGCCACGCGCGGUACGAAGGCGGGUUCGGGCCGCACCACCGGGUGGUGCGCGACUUCUGGGCCGUCGCGCGACGUUUCCCGCCGACAAAGAAAGCGCAGCUGCUGGAGUUCGUUACGGCUAGUGACCGGGUGCCGGUUAAUGGGAUUGCGAGCAUUAUGUUUGUGAUUCAGAAGAAUGGGGUUGGAGAUGCUCGCCUCCCCACGAGUCUAACGUGUUUUGGCCGGCUUCUGCUGCCGGAGUAUUCGUCGAGGACCGUAUUGGAGGAAAAGUUGAGUAAGGCGUUGGAAAAUGCACGGGGAUUCGGCGUGGCUUGAUUAUACCCUGUAUAUUACAAUUAUUACAUUUACAUAUUUCUUUAUU
Messenger RNA from Aspergillus campestris IBT 28561, 4093 nucleotides. Its product is annotated as HECT domain protein. The coding region runs from base 127 to 4047 and encodes 1306 amino acids. Gene Ontology annotation, molecular function: ubiquitin-protein transferase activity. The transcript is spliced from 3 exons. The record is from RefSeq and is a predicted model, not a curated record. Lineage: Eukaryota; Fungi; Ascomycota; Eurotiomycetes; Eurotiales; Aspergillaceae.